AUGCAAGCAUGGUGCCAGAAGGAUUUGCCAACCAAGGAGGACCUGCCGGCAAACUCACGUGAUGUGAACCCCUGGAGACCAUCUGGAUUAUCGUAGACGAGACAACAUACAAAGAUCCAGCCCCCUAAACACUGGACGAGUUAAGACAGUAACUAUGCUUCGCCUGGAAGAGCGUGACUUUGGACACGCUUUGGGAACUCGUACUUCACCUCUUAGAAAAUGUCAGAAAACAUACAGGAAGACGUUCUGGUUACUAAUAUUUUAG
Porites lobata is the source of this 265-nucleotide messenger RNA. NCBI's taxonomy places the organism in Eukaryota, Metazoa, Cnidaria, Anthozoa, Scleractinia, Poritidae. The record is from the annotation of a GenBank genome assembly.